Molecule: messenger RNA, 534 nt
Organism: Aspergillus brunneoviolaceus CBS 621.78
Lineage: Eukaryota; Fungi; Ascomycota; Eurotiomycetes; Eurotiales; Aspergillaceae
Exons: 1
Coding region: 1-534 (177 amino acids)
Source: RefSeq, a predicted model, not a curated record
AUGUUUCAGAUUGAGACACGCGCUCCAUCCGCUGCUCAGCCUCGUGCUGUUCUGACUGACCGCAACGAGGUAAUCAACCAAGCUAUUGGAAGAUCGGCAGGUAUAAGCGAGAGACCCCAAGUCAGCCCUACGCGAGACCAUGGUAAAAGCGAACCAAUGCAUGUGCCGUAUGAUUCUUCCUACCCUGAAGACCAGGAAAAUUGGGAUUGGGGGUUCAUGAUUCCCAGCAAGCCACGUCCGCGAUCCAGAUACGCUGAAUUAUUCCGUCCUGAUUGGAUGAAGCGAGAUGUCAAUGAGGCACAGGUGAGUAAGUCAAUCGUUGAAGAUGUGGCGAAUGACGAAGAAGAAUUUUUCGACUGGUCCUCUUCACCACCAAGACCUGGAAGACGAGAGGCAGAGGAGGGACUGGAGAUAGAGAAUAUUGAAAGUGAGCUGCUGGACACGGAUGAGUUUCCCCUACGUCGUCCCAAUGAAUCCCAUGAGAAAUAUGUCUAUCGAGUGCUUAACCUAGAACUGGAUGAUGUCGAGGCAUAA